This is a messenger RNA of Camellia sinensis, 1122 nucleotides long. Its product is annotated as endo-1,3;1,4-beta-D-glucanase. The record is from RefSeq and is a predicted model, not a curated record. Gene Ontology annotation, molecular function: hydrolase activity. Lineage: Eukaryota; Viridiplantae; Streptophyta; Magnoliopsida; Ericales; Theaceae.
CCACCAAUGCUCUCUUCCCGUUGUCCAAAUCUUCUGCAGAUAUACGUAUAUAUAUAUAUAUCUAUUGUAUACAAGUGGUGUUGUUGUGGGUUGUAUAGAGUUGGAAAUGGCAACCUCACAGUGCUUUGAGAACCCACAAAGUCUGAGCUCAACAUGUGGAUCAGGGAAUCUCCAAGAGAUUGGAGGGCUUAAGACCUAUGUCACUGGUCCCCAAGACUCCAAGCUUGCAAUCCUUCUCAUUUCUGAUGUUUUUGGGUAUGAAGCUCCAAAUCUGAGGAAACUUGCAAACAAAGUGGCAGCCGAGGGAUUUCUAGUAGUGGUUCCUGAUUUCUUCUAUGGUGAACCUUUCAAUCUUAAUAACCCUAAUAUGGACCGGGAAUCUUGGAGAAAGGCUCAUGGCGUGGAUAAAGGGUUUGAAGAUGCCAAGCCAGUAAUUUCUGCUUUAAGAAGUAAAGGAGUCACUUCAAUAGGGGCUGCAGGUUUUUGCUGGGGUGGGGUGGUAGUUGUAAAACUAGCAAGGACCGAUGAAAUUCAGGCUGCAGUGGUUUUGCAUCCCGGUUGCAUCACAGAAGAUGAAAUCAAAGAGGUUAAGUGCCCAAUUUCAAUAUUGGGAGCCGAGAUUGACCAGGUAUCUCCACCUGAACAACUGAAACAGUUUGGGGAGAUUCUAUCAGCAAAACCCGGGAUUGACAGCUUUGUGAAAAUAUUCCCUGGUGUAUCUCAUGGAUGGUCGGUAAGAUAUGAUAUUGGUAAUGAAUCGGCCGUCAAGAGUGCUGAAGAGUCCCAUGGCGACAUGUUGAGCUGGUUUAAAAAGUACGUCAAGUGAAAAUAGUUCCAUAUAAUUCGAAGAAUGAUACUGCACUGUUCCAAGGACAAGCCUUGGGUUUUUGUGAGACAUCGGUGCAUUCUGUGCUUGUAGGGUUUUUGUUAGGCAUUUUAUAAGACAAUAAAUUCUUGUAUCUUCAAAGACUAUUGGGUGGGGGAAGAAAAAAGAAAAAACUUGUUCUGUGUAUUCAUGUUGAAUGAACUUACACUUCACUAAAAUGAAUUCAGCACUGUCAUGUGUACUUCUAUGAACCAAACUAAACCACCUCAUCAAAUGGACUAGUCAAAUUAAGAAUA